UAGCCAUGUGUGCGGAUUUGAUGUUUGAAUGAAGGAGGGAAAGAACCAUGUAAGCUUUUGCAGUAUAAUUCACAAGAAAUAAGACGGAGCAAAAUUCUUAAGGGAUCAAAUUUAUGAUUUUUUUUCGUAUUUCGUCUGUGCCAGAUUGUCCGAGGAGAUCAGUCUUUAAUUCCUUUUCUUCAUCCUGAUCUUAGACUGGAAAUCCUUUCUAAAAGCUCCAACUCGGUUCUAUUUGCUGACUUCUUCACAUCUUGUUGUUUUUUGUACGAUUCACAUGGGAAUCUUUGAGGACAUGGGUUUCUGCACUAAUCUUGAUUUUGUCUCAGUCCCUAAUGGGGAAGUUGAGUUGGCAGCAGAAUGUGAACCAGUGGCCGCAGUUGAGGAGGAUUAUAGUGAUGAAGACAUGGAUGUUGAUGAGCUUGAGAGGAGGAUGUGGAGGGAUCGAAUGCUCCUGAAGCGGCUUAAAGAACAAAACAAGAAUAAGGAAGGAAUUGAUAGUGCUAAGCACCGUCAAUCUCAAGAACAAGCCCGUAGGAAGAAGAUGUCGCGGGCACAAGAUGGUAUCCUCAAAUACAUGCUGAAAAUGAUGGAGGUUUGCAAGGCUCAGGGCUUUGUGUAUGGUAUCAUUCCUGAGAAGGGAAAGCCAGUGAGUGGAGCUUCUGAUAAUUUGAGAGCCUGGUGGAAGGAAAAAGUCAGGUUUGAUAGGAAUGGCCCUGCUGCAAUAGCCAAGUAUCAAGCAGAUCAUUCAUUGCCUGGGAAAAUUAUAGAUUAUAGUACAGAGCCUCCCACGCCUCACACCUUGCAAGAGCUUCAAGACACAACUCUUGGGUCACUUCUCUCAGCUUUGAUGCAGCAUUGUGAUCCACCGCAGAGGCGUUUCCCAUUGGAGAAAGGUGUUGCCCCACCAUGGUGGCCUACUGGUAAGGAGGAAUGGUGGCCUCAGUUAGGUCUGCCAAAGGAUCAGGGGCCCCCUCCAUACAAGAAACCCCAUGAUUUGAAGAAGGCGUGGAAAGUGAGUGUUCUCACUGCAGUAAUAAAGCACAUGUCGCCAGACAUUGCCAAGAUCCACAAACUUGUUCGUCAAUCUAAAUGCUUACAAGAUAAAAUGACUGCAAGGGAGAGCGCCACGUGGCUUGCAAUAAUUAAUCAAGAAGAAGCAUUGUUGAGAAAUCUGUAUCCUAAUAGCUGCCUGCCUCUGACUGCUGUUGGGAGUGGUUCUUAUGCCACAGAUGAUACAAGUGAUUAUGAUGUCGAGGAAUCCGACAAGGAACACAAAGCUGAAGCAGAGGAUUGCAGGCUGCGUGAUGUGAGUCUCUUGAGUAUGGGGGAAGCAGGGCAAAAAGAUAGGGUUAUAAUGUCCCAAUUUGCUCCUCAAAUUAAAGAAGAAUUUGUUGGGAAUGCUAUGCAUUUCAAUUAUAAGAGGAAGCAUCAAAAUGAUGAGCAGCAGAGGUCGAUGGAUCGGAAUGUAUACACCUGUGAGUACCCCCAAUGCCCAUAUAAUGACUAUCGCUUCGGAUUUGUUGACAGGAUUUCAAGAAACAAUCACCAGUUGCAUUGUACUUUCCGUGAUAUUUCUUCUCAACGAGUUGGAAUACCAAAUUUCCAAGUCACUGAUGAGAAACCAGCAGUUUUCAGUUUACGCUCUCCUCAAACUAAGCAAACUUUGCCAUUGGUGAAUCAGACGACCCCCGACAACUUGUCAGGACUUGGGCUCCCAGAAGAUGGACAGAAAAUGAUUUCUGAGCUUAUGUCUUUCUAUGAUUCCAGUCUAGAGCGGGACAAGAUCAUGGAUCCUGGGGAUGUCAAAGUUAUAGGAUGUGCAGAUCAGCUGCAGCAGCAACUACAACAUCAGCAGCCAAAACUUGAAGUUCAGCAACCAAAAUUUGAACUUCAGCCAGAUGAUAGCUGCUAUGGGCAAGGGGUAAUAUUGGGUGGCUACAUAUCUCAAGGGGCCAAUCUGCCGUUGGACGACUCUUUUUUCCCAUCAAUUGAAAUUCAGCUUGAGCAGUGCAAGGCAUUUGAUACCAAUUACAUUGACAGUAUGUCAGACUUCAGAUUUGGCCCUCGUUUUAGUUUUGGAUCUACUGAUUGCAUCGUGGACCCUCACCCAAAGCAGGAUCUGGCCAUGUGGUAACUUUGAUGGAAGAAGUAGAGCUUUCAUACCAGUUCUCUUGUUGGUCGUCGGUUGAAGUCACUGAACAAAGGGAGAAACCAUACUUACAGUGUCAUUGCUCUAAAUGGGCAGUGCUGCUUAGUUGUUCUCAUAGUAUAAGUUGUUUUAUACAUGUUUGUAUUUGUAGUUAUUUGUGUUUGUAGACUUUGGCUUGUCUUUUGCAACUUUUAUCCUAGUAUGUAUGCCCCUUUCACUGCAGUCCCAGAUAGGGUUGGACAUCAAAACCCCCAUAUUUGGUGAUGACUUGUGAAGGGUCAACUGUCUGUUCCCAAAGUUUAUUUGGCUUGUGGUCAUGUAAUAUUUAUAUACAUACAUAGAUGCACUAAUGUCCAGUUCUUUUGUAA
Tripterygium wilfordii is the source of this 2517-nucleotide messenger RNA. RefSeq names its product ETHYLENE INSENSITIVE 3-like 1 protein. Gene Ontology annotation, molecular function: DNA-binding transcription factor activity; DNA binding. The transcript has 2 exons. Gene Ontology annotation, cellular component: nucleus. The record is from RefSeq and is a predicted model, not a curated record. Bases 275 to 2134 code for a protein of 619 amino acids. NCBI's taxonomy places the organism in Eukaryota, Viridiplantae, Streptophyta, Magnoliopsida, Celastrales, Celastraceae.